Messenger RNA from Schistocerca americana (American grasshopper), 7746 nucleotides. RefSeq names its product sortilin-related receptor-like. Bases 67 to 6570 code for a protein of 2167 amino acids. Gene Ontology annotation, biological process: post-Golgi vesicle-mediated transport. Gene Ontology annotation, molecular function: protein binding. NCBI's taxonomy places the organism in Eukaryota, Metazoa, Arthropoda, Insecta, Orthoptera, Acrididae. The record is from RefSeq and is a predicted model, not a curated record. Gene Ontology annotation, cellular component: membrane; Golgi apparatus. The transcript has 32 exons.
GGCAGUCAGUGUGCAGCUGUUGCAGAUGGUGUUUGUGUUGUGCCUGUGCUAAGCGCGAGUUAAAAGAUGGCGCGACGCAAGAGGUUAGCGCCGCUUUUGCUACUCAUGUUCGUAGCUCUGAUCGUCCGAGAAUCGCACGCAAGCGUGGAAACGCGUCCCAAAACGUUGCACGUAAACCAGGAGGAUUCCCGGCUCCACAAGAGGACAGUUGUUUUCAAUGCCCACCAGGACUUUGACAGCGUCGCCGAUUCGCCGGAUACGGAUAUCGGAGCACGCAAGAAGAGGUCGACAGAUCUGCCGAAGUACAAUAUGACAAAGGUUGUGGAGCUAAAUGAUAGUCACGGGCAGCUGAUGGUCCACUGGGCUGGCGAAGGGUCGGAUGUCAUCAUCUGUCUGGCCAAGGACCCACCUGGACUGUACACGAGGGCCCGACCUUCUUCAGUAUAUAUUUCAUAUGAUUACGGAGACAGUUUCGUGAAUGAGACGGAGAAGUUUCGCGUUGAUGCCGGAAGGAUAGUGUAUCCAACCUUGGACAAAUUUUACAAUCACCCACAUUUUGUUUCAUAUACUGUAUUCACGGACCUUGCCAACAGACUGGUGUACUCAACUUUAAACGAUGGACACAGCAUACGUGUGUCCUAUACUAAUAUAUCAUUCACGCCAUCGGACGUUCUCUUCAGUGACUCUGAUCCCCGGGUAUUUUUGAUUCUUGACAGAGAACAUCAAGAUCGUGGGCUGUGGGUGACAACAGAUUUUGGAGUUAGUUUUACUCAAGUGCAACAACGAGUGAGGACGUUCUACUGGUCGGGCCCUUGGGCUGAUCCUCCACUGCUGUACGUAGAGAGGCAGGAACCAUCCGGAGAGUCCACGGUCAUAUCGUCAAAGUCCCUGUUCUUAAAUGAUAACAGCAGCAUUGUCAUACGGGACGUUCUGGAUUUUCAGAUCAAGGGAGACUUUGCUUUUGCCACGAGGCGUGUAAACACAACAGCAGUUAGUCUGAUGGUGUCAUACCGUGGAGCGCCAUUCAAGGAAGCACAGUUCGACAGGACAAUAUCACCACACACCGGAUACUACAUUGCAGACGUCAGCGGCACAGAUGUGUUUGUGGUGGCCAGCCAUCUGGAUAUUCUGCCCACGCUUUACGCGUCACGCAAUGCCGAUGCCAGCGUUUACUCUCUUUCACUCGAUAACUUCUUCUGCUACUUCCCUGGUAGUUCUUGGAAGAACUCGUGGCUUGAGCGUGCAACGGAUACAGCUUUUGCCGACCUGCACCGAGUGGAAGGUCUUCGCGGCAUCUACAUCGCAUCCCAGGUCCACGUACCCACCUCACCGCACGGAGGAGGGCGGGUGCCGGAAAUAAAUACGCAGCACCUGUCUACGUUCAUCACUUUCGAUAUGGGAGGACGCUGGAGGCCACUCACACCACCCUCGACUGAUGAUCAGGGCAGGAACAUCAGCUGUGAUGUGAGUCGAGGCUGUUCUCUUCAUCUCACCCAGAAGUUUGCUCAGUUGAACCCUGAAACACGAACGGUUCCUCUGAUGACAUCAAAAUCAGCACCGGGCAUCAUUAUGGCAACUGGAACACUCGGAACUUCACUGAAGGGACGUUUUGGAGUUUUCAUCAGCACUGACGCAGGACUCACGUGGCGCCAGGUUCUAAAAGAUUACUAUUUCUUCAACAUGGGAGAUUUUGGCGGUGUGAUGGUAGCAGUGAAGUAUUACAAAGCCCAAGGGGAGACACGGGAAAUGCUGUACUCGACUGACGAGGGCUUCACAUGGCACACGGAGCAGUUCUACAACCAGGAUCUGCGCAUGUACGGCCUGAUGACAGAGCCAGGCGAGAACACAACAGUCUUCACCAUGUUCGGCUCGGGACCUCAGCAGCUGCGAUGGCUCAUCAUCAAGGCUGAUCUGCAGAAAGCUUUCAAGUACAACUGCACCAAGGAUGACUACAAGUUCUGGUCGCCGAGCACGGACCAUGUCGGUCACAUGCCGUGUGUAAUGGGGAUGCAGGAGACAUUUGAGCGGCGCACCCCACACAGCAACUGCUACAGCGGGCGCGACUACGUCAGGAUGGUCCAGAUGGAGCCCUGCGGCUGCGAGAGGGAUGACUUUGUCUGUGAUGUGGGCUUCUUCCAACACGAGACAUCACUGGACUGCAUCCGCAACAAGACAGUGGAAAGCCCCUAUGAGAUACCAGAUACAUGUAAGCCGGGAGCAUUCUACAGCCGAACAAAAGGCUACAUUCAUAUCCCGGGAGACGCGUGUCAGGGCGGCAACGAACAGCGCUACCUCCCAGAGUCUCUGCCGUGCCCCGUUCGAGAGCUAAGAGAAUUUCUAAUCGUAGCGCAGCGAGAACGGAUAGCUCGCUAUGAUUUGUCGGAGGACACUUGGGAAGAGCUACCAGUGAGGGGAUUGCAGAAUGUGAUUGCUAUUGAUUUUGACCUCCACAACAACUGCGUUUAUUGGGCUGACAUAGCAAAUGACACUAUUGGGCGCCAGUGCCUCAAUGGCAGCGAAAUUUAUCAUGAGAUUCUAGUAAGUUCGAAUCUGUCGUCAGUUGAAGGGAUGGCCUUAGACUGGGUAUCACACCACCUGUACUUUGUGGAUGGAGUGCGCUCAAUGAUAGAGGUUGUACGAACCGAUCUGAAUGUAGAGGGCCGCAUGCGUGCUACCAUUCUUUCACCACCAACUCUGUCCAAACCUCGUGGGAUUGCUGUUCAUCCUCAGCAAGGAUUGUUGUUCUGGACUGAUUGGGCACCAAACAAUCCAUCGGUGAGUCGUGCCAACUCAGACGGUUCUGACCCCAGGCGGCUGUUUGGUAGAUCGUAUGUGGACUGGCCUAACGGAAUUACAGUUGACCACAUCGCGGAACGCAUCUACUGGGUGGAUGCGCGACUUGAUUACAUUGGUUCUGCAGAUCUGGAUGGCAAAGGUUUCAAGAAGAUAAUUGCAAAUACGGACAAGGUAGCACAUCCGUUCGCAGUGGCGGUGUUCAAGGAUACCAUGUACUGGGACGACUGGAGGCAGAAUGCCAUUUACCAGGCCGACAAGGAUCACGGGCUGGCUGUCCGCACCAUACGAAGUGGCUUGCCUGGUUUGAUGGACCUAAAGGUGUUCGCGCACUCCGUACAGGAGGGAUCAAACGCUUGUGAUGGCAACAAGGUGUGCUCUCACUUGUGCUUUGGCCUUCCAGGGCACAAGUACAGCUGCAAGUGCCCAGACGGUAUGAAAGCUGGCACCAACACCACCUGCACCUGCGCCGACGGCAGCAAGCCAUUUGAGAAUGGCACCUGUGCAAAGCAAGGAAAUACUUGUGGUACUGACCAGUUUGCGUGCAAGAAUGGUCUGUGCAUCCCUCGCCUGUGGCACUGUGAUGAUGACGACGACUGUGGUGACGGAUCUGACGAGGAAGGAUGUGGAGGUAGGGUCACGUGCCAGACAGGGCACUUCCAGUGUGAGAGUGACAGGAAGUGCAUUCCCUUCUACUGGAAGUGCGAUUACGACUACGACUGCGAGGACCACAGUGACGAAGAAGGCUGCAAAUUUACUGAAUGUCAAGAACAUCAAUUCAAAUGUGCCAACCACCGAUGCAUUAAUGCACAAUGGAAAUGUGAUGGUGAAGAUGAUUGUCAUGAUGGUUCAGAUGAAAAAGACUGUGCACGCAAACCAAAUGCGACAUUGACCUGUAGGCCUGACAGUUUUAAGUGCAUAAACAGCUCAGAGUGCAUUCCACUAGUGUGGCGCUGUGAUGGUUCCCCAGACUGCACCGAUCACUCUGACGAGGACAAGUGCGAGGCGCGCACCUGCGAGAGCUGGCAGUUUGAGUGUAAGUCAGGCAAAAGAUGCAUCUACCAGUCGUGGCGCUGUGACGGAGACAAUGACUGCCCGGAUGGUUCCGACGAACUGAACUGUAGCUCCGCCGGUAUGAUACCUACGACUGUAGCUCCGAUUAGCCCAGAGGCAUCGUGUUCGGAGUGGAUGUUCAAGUGUAAUGAUUCGGGCAAGUGCAUUCCCUACUGGUGGAAGUGUGACAGGGUGCCUGACUGUGUUGAUGGAUCAGAUGAGGUCGGUUGUAGAUUUAUGCCGAACCCUCCGACUGACACUUCUGAACAUCUACCGGAUCCCACAGAAGGUCCAAGCUGCCCUAAGCAACACUUCAGAUGCUCUGCAGGCGAUUGUGUCUUGCAGGCUUGGGUCUGUGACGGAGUUCCCGACUGCAGAGGCGGUGAGGACGAAGCAAAUUGCGGCAGCUCGAAGCGGAGCUGUGGACCCGACCAGUUCACCUGCCAGUACGAUGGCAACUGUGUGCCGCUGGCGCAGGUGUGCGACGGCCACCAGCAGUGCCCGGAUGGGUCGGACGAGUGGAACUGCCAGGCCGCCACUUCACCCAAGCCUCCCAUUGCACCUCCUAUGUGUGCACCUGGAUUCUUUCCAUGUGAUCUUUUACACUGUGUUCCUCUGACACAACGCUGUGAUGGGUCCCAGAAUUGUUACGACGGUAGUGAUGAAGCUAACUGCACUGGCAACAAUGUUUGGAUACCACAAGUUUUAUCAAUCACGGGAGGGUCUGCUUCGUUGGGCAACGUUCUGCGAAUAGCGUGGGAUCCGAUUGACGUGUCACGAGUUUUCGGCAGGAGGAAUCUGUCAGUCGAGUACCUGCCGAGUGUGAGUCGUGUCAACAGCAGCCUGUGGCACAACUACAGCCGUGGCUGGACGGAUGCGUCAUCAGUGAUCUUCGAAGGGUUGGCCCCUGACAGCGUGUACAAUGUGACUGUGUACGCCCGCCUCAAGUCAGGAGCGGCGUUCCCCCCUGCUGCUUUUGUAGUUAUGAGGACACAGGAAGGCAUACCGUCGCCACCAGUAAAUGUCACAGCCAAGCAACUGAAUGGUCAAACUGUGCUAAUAACGUGGCGUGAGCCAGAGAAACCCAACGGUCGCUUAAUGUCGUACGAAGUGUGUAUGUCGCCACCUGUUCCUCCAUUGCAUAGGCUGAUUCCAGCACCAAAUACCUCUCUUGUCUUUGACUCUGACUUCGAGGUUGGAAAGAAGUACACAUUCUGGGUUAUUGCCAGGAAUGGUGAGCAUCGAAGCAACAAUUCUGUAGGGGCAACAAUCAAGUUUGACGGAUCGGCAGUUUCUGUCUCCGUCAAUGACUUGCGUGCCAGUGCUGUGAGUGAGACGGCAGUUUCAGUUGCAUGGGAGCGCGUUCCCGAUGCUGACGGCUACAUCGUCAAGACGCGCUCCCGCGUUCCCAGAUACCCUGCUGUCCCUGCAGUGAACACUACUCGGGCCAAUGUCACAGUUGGCAAACUAUCUCCAGGAGUCAGAUACUUAUUUAUUGUGUCUGCAUACCGUAAGAGCUUUGUCGGUCCAGACAAUGUUGUGGAGGCCAAGACUUUAGGUGUCGAACUGCCACCAGUUGCACGCAUUUCGACCACUAUAGAUACUUAUGCUGGGAAUGUGCAGCUCAAAUGGGCACCUCCAAAAACUGAAGCUAAAAUUGAUUGGAUAUACGGAGUUUACUAUGGGGUCACCCUGGACGAACUUCUAUCAGGACCUCGCAUGACGACGAACAUGAUGAAUGUGACACUCCGCGACCUGGCCUCCUGUGAGCAGUACCUGAUAGACAUUGCUGUUGUGGGUCCGAAGGGUAACGGACCGCUCUCCCUUUCGGCACAGACGGUGUUGACGCCUUUCUCGCCAUUAUCAGCACCUCGCAAUGUCCGUGUUACAGAUGGAGAUAAUGUAAAUGGCACACUGCACAUGCACAUAUCGUGGAAUUCCCCAUGCCCUCGUAUGCUGUCACCUGUUAAUUAUGUGAUUACUGUGACCGAGGUGAACUUGAAAAAGUCCUCGAGUGUGCGUCUGGGUAAUACCACGGGAACAUACCUGAACCAUCAGCUGAUUGUGGCACGGGGUGGAUCGUACCAUGUAGAAGUUGCUCAGGACGUUGUGGGGGCCAAGAAGGCGGCGGCUUAUCCCCCUGUGUGGCACGCGGCACCCCUGCCCGUCCCACACAGCAUCAAGGCCAUGGAAGCGGCCAACCAAUCAAUUCUAGUGUACUGGCAGGAACCUCAGCUACCAAAUGAAAUGCUGAAUACGAGUUACCGCUACAAAGUGCUGGUGUCUGAGGGUCCUGCUUUUGACCAACUGAAGGCUACAGAAUACGAGAUCCGUGGCCCCCCACUGACACUAGACGAGCUGAAGAGUGGACAGACGUACAGUUUUGCAGUACAGCUGCAGACAAAGGAAGGUUACUGUUCACAACCUUCAGAAGUUGUAUCUCUUCUCAGUCCAGAUAAAGGUUCGUGGGUGGCCGUGCUGACGGCAUCGAGCGUCGCCGGGGUGGUGGUGCCAGUGAUCGUGGUGGUCGGCCUGCUGCUUGCCGUGGUGGGCUUCCUGGUGUACCGCCACAGGCGCCUGCAGCACAGCUUCGUGUCAUUUGCAAACAGCCACUAUGACACACGCUCGGGCUCGGCAACUUUCUCGGGAGCAGACGGACUCGAUGAGGAUGACUCUCCCGCAAUAAGAGGAUUUUCAGAUGAUGAGCCCCUCGUGAUUGCCUGAAGUGGUGACAGCAGUCAGAAAGUUGCAGAAUCGUCAUUAGAUUUCUGUCUGAAAGAAUGUUUUAAAUGUAAUAAUAUACAAAAUGUCUAUAAAUGUUGUAAAUGCAUAUGCGACUGAAAUAUGCUCUUAUUAACUUUGUACUGUGCUGGAGGGAAGAGUUUUAUGCUAAAUGACAAUGCAGUUAUGUUGUCUGGGAAUGUCAGGUGCAAAUAUCUUUUUAAUUAGCACAUAAUGUCUGUUUUCUUUCUGGUUCCUCUUUAUACUUUCUGUGAUUUUGUAUACAAAAUGAGACUACAUAUUGUUUUACAAUUGAAGGUGGGAGGGCGGAGGGCAGAUGUUGAUGAGAUGGUCAGUGUGUGUGGGAACCCACUGUUUGUUGCUAUUAUACAGUGAUGAAUGUUUCUGUUUACUUGUAAGAAAAAUUUAGCUUUUUAGUUGUGUGAGCAAAUGCUUUGCAUGUGGAAGACUGUUGUCCAGAAUUUUGUCCGUUCUUGAUUAACCCUAGUAACUGAUACAGUAUUGACUUUCUAAUUGUAAGUGAUCUUCAGUAUACCUUUUUUUAUUUUGAGAACAUUCUGUUUUGUGUGUGUGUGUGUGUGUGUGUGUGUGUGUGUGUGUGUGUGUGUUUCUUUUGGAGACAGCAUGUACUUCUGUGGGCUUACUGCCUGCUUUGAUGCUGAAGACGAGAGAGCGUAUCAAGACAGAUUCAUAUUACUGUUGCGUGAUGCUAUUUCUAGAGCCAGUGCAGUCACAAGUUUUUAAUUUUUUUUCAUCCAAUUGCAAUGCUGUUAAUGUAUGUUGUGUAAGUAGUCCAGCAACUGCCUUUAUAAGGGAGCCACUUCUAAGUGUUUGCAAGUGUUUAUAUAAUCUGCACUACAGCCAAGUAUCAGAUUCCUAAAUUUGCUGUGUGUCUAAAUUUCUUAUUCCCAAAAUGCUUUGUGCUGAAAUCUAAAACUUGAUGUAUUGUGACAUUAUAGUUCCACUAAAAAAAAAGGAAAGGGUUGUGACUUCACUUACAUUGAUCUUACGUUGUAACCAAAGAAACUCUGUCAGUUGUCUUGAUGUUUGACACUUUCACUUUUGUUUUAAGUUUGUAGAUUUGUAAAUAUUUCACCCAGAAGACUUACAUUUGUUGUGUUAAAAUGUAUGAAAAUCAAUAAAACAUACAAAUUGGAA